Messenger RNA from Ananas comosus (pineapple), 1033 nucleotides. RefSeq names its product somatic embryogenesis receptor kinase 2-like. Gene Ontology annotation, molecular function: protein binding. Bases 54 to 725 code for a protein of 223 amino acids. The transcript is spliced from 6 exons. NCBI's taxonomy places the organism in Eukaryota, Viridiplantae, Streptophyta, Magnoliopsida, Poales, Bromeliaceae. The record is from RefSeq and is a predicted model, not a curated record.
CCUAACCCUAGAUUCGAUCGCCAUCCCCUCCCCGACCCCGCCGAGGAGGAGCCAUGGCCCUCUCCGCUGCCGCCCCCGCUGGAACCCUAACCCUCGCCCUAUCCGUUCCCCUUCUCCUCCUCCUCGUCCUGUGGGCGCCGGGCGCGUCGAGCAACUCCGAGGGGGACGCGCUCUCCGCGCUCCGCCGAAGCCUCUCCGACCCCGACGGCGUGCUCCAGAGCUGGGACGCGACCCUCGUCAACCCCUGCACCUGGUUUCACGUCACCUGCGACCGUGAGAAUCGCGUCACUCGGCUGGAUCUUGGCAAUUUAAAAUUAUCUGGCCAUUUGGUACCUGAACUUGGAAAACUGGAACAUCUGCAAUAUCUGGAACUAUACAAAAACAAUAUUCAAGGUGCAAUCCCUUCGGAACUUGGUAAUCUGAAGAACCUGAUUAGCCUAGACUUGUAUAAGAACAACAUUUCAGGGAAAAUACCUCCAACACUUGGGAAACUGAAGUCUCUCGUAUUCUUGAGAAUCAACGACAAUAAGUUAACCGGGCCAAUUCCAAGAGAACUGGCUACAAUUUCUGGUCUCAAAGUUGUAGAUGUUUCGAACAACAAUCUUUGUGGAACAAUUCCCACCUCUGGGCCUUUUGAGCACAUUCCAUUGAGCAACUUUGAGAACAAUCCCCGCCUGGAAGGUCCGGAGCUACAAGGGCUCGCAUCAUACGAAACAAACUGCUAGAUACUUCUUCGCAAUGAGUCGGUCGUGCAUCAGCGUGUUCCGAUGAAAGAACAGGGGAGAUGCUUAUGAGUUCAUUUUGGUGUGUAAGUGUAUGCUGUCAUGUAAAUUUACUCAGUUUUCAGCUAUUUGUACUUGCAGAUCAAAUGCGGAUCAUUGUUAUAGAUUGUGUUGUGGGUGGGUCUCUCUUUGUGAUGUAAACAGUAGAUCAAGCUUAAUUUUAGAAUCGCCAAUGUGUGAAUGUACAAGCAGUGAUUAUUGUUGAACUGAUAUUGUAGUACCUUUCGUAUGUUGCUGUAACUCAUAUGUUC